Messenger RNA from Parasteatoda tepidariorum (common house spider), 2592 nucleotides. Its product is annotated as Copper transporter 1A. Gene Ontology annotation, molecular function: copper ion transmembrane transporter activity. Gene Ontology annotation, biological process: copper ion transmembrane transport. The record is from RefSeq and is a predicted model, not a curated record. Lineage: Eukaryota; Metazoa; Arthropoda; Arachnida; Araneae; Theridiidae. Gene Ontology annotation, cellular component: membrane.
UUCAAUGUCUCUUGUCUAACUUAUAUUCAUACCUGUGUUUAUCUCUUGCGCGCCUGCGCUCUCCUCUUAUUGUUUAUUUAAAUUGUUUCCUUUUAUGCAGCGCGUCGUAUCUUUCGUUGAUUUCAUCACAUUUAAUUUAGAGCCGUAAAUAUCUCUUUUUUAUUUUUUUAUUUAUUGAGAAUAUUUUUGGAUGAUUUCUCGAGUAUUGUUAGCUGUCCGAUUUGGAGUUUCAGAGUAGAAUCUUCUAUCCAUCAUGAUGUUGCCGCUCACCUACAAAUCCCUCAUCUUAUUGUGCUUAUGCGCCCUGGCAUACUCCGCAGCUCCUUCUACCAAUGCACCUCAUGAAAAAAUGAUAAUGGACCAAUCAUUUUCCAUGGAGCAUCCUGGACACGAUGGCCAUGACCAUGAUAAAAUGGACAUGGGAAAUGACACUCACGACAUGGGCAUGUCGAUGUUUUUUCAUUUCCGAGUGCACGAAGUUGUCCUUUUCGCCGACUGGAAGAUUACUACAGUUGGAGGUAUGGUCGCAUCUGUGAUUGGGAUCUUCAUCCUGGGGAUGCUGUACGAGGGUUUGAAAUAUUUCCGAGAACAUCUCUUCAAGCAAUACGUAUCCACCAUCGAAUUCUCAACAGUCGCCAUCACGGCAGAAAGUGGAAAGGUGAACCAAGUCCACAAAGUGAAAAGGCAUCGCAUGCUGAGCUAUGCACAUGCGAUUCAAACUGGUCUUCACGUAGUUCAAAUCGUGGUCAGCUAUUUCUUGAUGCUUAUUUUCAUGACCUACAAUGGUUGGCUUUGCAUAGCCGUAGUCUUGGGCUCCGGAGUCGGUUACUUCGUCUUUGGAUGGAGGAAAGCAUCUGUUGUGGACAUUACAGAACACUGCCAUUGAUUUUUAGACACAUUUAGAAAGUAAACUACCAAUUUCAUAAGAUAAAUUCAAAGCAAGUCAUCGCUUCUUGUGUUUCAAGAAAAGAAAACCAUUGAAAUCAGUUAACAAAAGUAAUAUCGAGCUUUCCUGUCAAACUAUUUAACGAAUUAAAUCUGAUUUUGAUAUAAAUAUGUACAACAAUUCCCUUAACUGUACGUGUUGAUUGAUUGAUUUCGUAACCUAGGAGUACUGAAAAUUGCAAUAUCUAUUUUUGUAAGAUAAAUCAAUGACGAGUUUUCAAUCCAUGUUUGAACCAAGGAAGACUACUGAAAUUAGUUUACAAAAGUAAUAUCGAGCUUUUCCGCUAAACUACUUUAUGAUUUAACUCUGAUUAUGAUAUAAAUAUGUCAAUUCCUGUAACGGAAUUAGUCAACUAGCCACACUUAAUAAUUUCAUUGGAUGUCGAUAGAAUUAUUUUUAUCACAUUUAACCUUCAACGUUGUCUUACAGAAAAAGCUAAUGACGGUUCAUAACUAGUAAAAAAGAAAUUGUCCGAUUUCAUACAUGUCUCCAAAUCAGCAAAUAUAGAUAUUCCCACUUAUGUAACGUACACCCCCACCUAUGUAUUAAAUUCUUGCACCUGCUGAUUCAUUCUACAAUGGCUGAAAGUCUAUUUUGAGGAAGAUUUUACAAUUUCAUUGUGGGAAUUAUAUUUUCAUAUGACUGUGAUGAACUUACGUGCAAUAAUGGAAAUAAUAUUUAAGAAUUUUUUUUUCUUCAGCUUUAACAAUUUAUAUCAGUGGUAGCUUCAUCAUUUCCAUUUUAUUUUUUGUAUAAGUUUUGUAUAAAUAUAUUGCGAAUAUUUGGUUUCAUUAAAUAAAAGUGCAUUAAAAUAUUUAUAUUUAAUGUUGGCAUUUGCCAAUUUAUUUCGUUAGGAAAUAAAUUCAGUUUUUACAACAAAAGUUUAAAACAGUUAAGAUGUCUUUUCAAAUAAUAUGAAUUUUUUUUAAUAAAAAAUUUAGAAUAAUUGAACAUUUAUAUUGAUAAUUUUAAGGAUGUUAAUUUUAAAAAUUAGUAAUUUUAAGAAGCAUAACUUUUAAUAAAUAUUUAAAUAUUUUUUCAAAAAUUGCUGUCUUAAUAUCAAUGCCAAAAAAUAUGAAAUAUUUUUAAUAUGAAAAAAAGAUGUACAGCUUUUAUUUAUAAUUAAUCAUAAAAUUAUCAACUUAUUUUACAAGAGAUAGGAACUUAAAUGUUUCUUCAAAGGAGAUUAUACUUAACACUUGUUACGUUUUGCAUAGAAUUGUUUUGAAAUACUAUGUAAUUAUUAUAUAAUAAGCAUGCAUAUUUAAUUUCAGUAAUUAAUAUACAGAUCUUUAGAAAUAAAUUCUGUUAGAUUUAAAAAUAUAUUUUAAAUAAAAAUAUACAUACAGCUACUGUAUAAGUGCAUUUUUUAUACAUUUAAUAUUAUAAUGAGAAAUUAAACUAAUUAAUUAUUUACAAUAUAUAAAUUAAAAUUUGAAACUGCAUAUUUGUAAUUAAACCUAAUAAGUGAUGCAAUACAAAGAAUGUAAAUCAUGAAUAUCUCAUAUAUUUAAAUAUACAAUUGAUCUCUAUUGCAUCAUCUGAAUUGUACAUACAAAUGUAAAAAAUAUUUGUAAAUUUUUAUAUUGAAUAUUUAUAACUGUUUGUGAUUAUGUACAUGUAAAUAAAUAUAUGUAUACCUUAAA